Eurytemora carolleeae is the source of this 2204-nucleotide messenger RNA. Its product is annotated as neuropeptide F receptor. Gene Ontology annotation, biological process: G protein-coupled receptor signaling pathway. Gene Ontology annotation, cellular component: membrane. Gene Ontology annotation, molecular function: neuropeptide Y receptor activity. Lineage: Eukaryota; Metazoa; Arthropoda; Copepoda; Calanoida; Temoridae. The record is from RefSeq and is a predicted model, not a curated record.
AGCGUUUAGAGUUUAGCAUCGUUAAUAAUCAGGAUCAGAGGAAAUUCUAAACCCGGUUUUCUUCUCCUGUUUCUCCGGAUAUAUCAGAUCUCUGAGCCCGUGGUUUCGUCUCUUGAGAGAACUAUUUCUCUGGUCUCCUUUUACUGAUGAGGUUUCAUUCUCCACCCAACCCUCCGGGACGAAACACGGAGAUGGAGAACUCUAGUUCUAUGAGUUCUAUACCGAGCACAAUGGAGGAGAAGUUCAACUGGAGUUUAAACAUGUCUCUACCUAUACCAGAUAACUAUGAUCUAUCUGGGGAGAGGUUGAUGGGCCCGAUUAUGGAGACUAUCUUGAUAUCUCUAUAUGCUACUAUCUGUUGUCUGGGUAUUCUCAGCAAUACAGCUCUUAUCUGGGUUGUGUUAGGUAAGAAGAUCCAUAGAACCCCUAAGAAUCUGUAUAUUGUAAACCUGGCUAUCUCUGGCAUAUCAAUGUGUGUAAUCUGUAUUCCUCCGACCCUGAUACAAUGUUUGUACGGAGGAAAAUGGUUUCUCGGCCUGGCUGCCUGCAAGCUUGUACCAGCUUUUCAAGGUUACACAUUGCACAGUGAUACUUAUCAACUGCAGUAUUUGGGUAAUCUCCUUCGGUCUCACCCUUCCAAUUCUCAUAUAUCAGGAGCUGCGGCAUAUUGACUGGGCUGGCUACUACCUGUGUGUAGAGGAUUGGCCCCACACACUGAUGAAACCUGCUGUUACCGUAGCAAUCCUCUUCAUACAGUACAUAUUCCCAAUGCUGGUUCUACCUGUUGUACAUGGACUGAUCUUGAGGUUCCUGGAAGAGAAUUCUAGCCUGGCCCUGGACGCGAGGAGGAAGGAGAGGGAGAGGAAGAGAAACAAGAGGAUGACCUUCGUGCUCUCUUGUAUAGCACUCACCUUUGCGGUAUCUUGGUUACCACUUCAUCUGUUCUUUACAGUUCUUGACCUUGGACUUGGUCAUAUCGGAGAUACACAGGUCUAUUUCUUUGUACUGGGAAUGUGUCAUCUGUCUGCUAUGAGCUGUACUGUGAGUAAUCCUGUACUGUACGGCUGGUUGAACACUAACCUCAGGAAGGAGUUUAUCAAGGUUCUUCCGAAUUGGUGUACAGCAUUUGCAAACAGACACCCAAGAUCGACAAGCCAGGACAAUCUGAACGAAACUACAAGGAUAGUAGUUCGGGCCGAGGAACACCAUGAGUGCAUGAGUAUGGUUGAUCUUAAGCUAUAAAUAUGGUUGAUUGUGUAUAUCGAAAAUUCAAAAAAAUAAUUAGCUUAGAAAAUGACGAUAAGUUAAUAUAAUAAAUUCCGUAUUGUUUCUUAAAAUUAAUUUAAAGUUAGUUUAAUGACAAAAAAACAAGAAUAUGUUUUUUUUGAAAUUAAAAACCUUGCUCUAAACUAUCGCAGGAAUUCAUGAUAUUUUAUCAUAAAACUAGAACUAUAUAUAUAAUAUAUAUUUAUUAUAUUAUUGUGGUAUAUCUAUCACAAUUCACAAUUGAUAAACGCUAAAUUACAAUUACUAGUAUGUAAAUCACAAACAUUGAGUGAUUUAUUACCAACUAUAACCAUUAUACAACAUCAACAUAUAUGUUAAAAAUAUAGGUGUUUCGACAAUAAAUCAGGUAGAUUGUCCUAAACGUCUAGAAAUCAUAAAAAACGAUUACCAAAAACUUCCAGUGAACUCGAGAUGUUAAUUAACUAAAUUCGUUUGAGUAAAACCUCAACUUUAAAGAUUAAUACCGAGUUAAAUAAAAUAAGACGUAUGGGAAAAAAACAAAGACUUCUGAAUUAAAGACUUUCUUUAAAAAGCCGGAAAUCCAAUUUUUCGUGCUGAUGUCGUCAGUGAAUCUUUUAUUGAGUAAAAUAACUUCAAAAAACUUUUGUACAAAAGAUUUGAUUGUUGAAUAACAAAAGGACAGGACAAAAGUGAAUUCUGCAUUGUAUUUUAAAAAGUCUCAGUGAAAAUUUAAAAACUCAAAAAUCCUCCAACUCUUCCUUGUUUUACCAUUGAAAGGAAAUGUUCUCCUAAAGUCCAAUUAUGAUUCCAUGAUUUUAAUGCAAGAUCAUUCAGAAAACAUAGGAGUGCAAGAGUACAGGAAAUUAACAAUAUUACACAGAGGAACAAUUUCUUUGUUUUUUUAUUAAAGAUGCUGACAAACUGAAAAUAACAAAAGUAAAAAAAUAAAUGAUUUU